This is a messenger RNA of Triplophysa rosa, 1775 nucleotides long. It is a transcript of the gene rrad, whose product is annotated as Ras-related associated with diabetes. Gene Ontology annotation, biological process: negative regulation of high voltage-gated calcium channel activity. The record is from RefSeq and is a predicted model, not a curated record. The transcript has 5 exons. Lineage: Eukaryota; Metazoa; Chordata; Actinopteri; Cypriniformes; Nemacheilidae. Bases 131 to 1042 code for a protein of 303 amino acids. Gene Ontology annotation, molecular function: calcium channel regulator activity; GTP binding; GTPase activity. Gene Ontology annotation, cellular component: plasma membrane.
AUCCGUCUUAUCACAGACCACAACCGAACACGUCAGGGGAGAAAUAACGGGAUUUAACGAAAGGAUUGUUCAACACUGGAAUUUUGACAUUGAAGAGAAGACACUACAACCGCAUCAUAAAUUUGGAGUCAUGACUUUAAACAAAGGAGACAAGUUCAGGAACAUGGAUAAGAGGAGAGGUAGCAUGCCUUUUCCCGUCCACCUGCAGAACUUGCACAGGAGAAGCAUGCCAGUGGACGACCGGGAGCUGCGCUCGAUGCCCGCGGAGGGAACAGGCGAGUUGUCCAGCCUGAUGCGCUUCAGUCCCGGAGAGGAGCACAGAAAAAGCUGCGUGUCCGACUCUUCCGACUCGGUCAUCUCCUCCGGCAGUGAUUCAGAGGGGCAAGUCUACAAGGUGGUUCUUUUGGGCGAGCACGGCGUUGGGAAAUCCAGCUUGGCGAGAAUAUUUGGUGGAGUUGAAGAUAGUAACGACUGCGAGGAAACAGGAAACACAUAUGACCGAUCCCUUAUUGUUGACGAUGAGGAGACAUCAAUUCUUCUGUAUGACAUAUGGGAACAGGAUAAUAGCGGGUGGCUGAAAGACCAGUGUAUGCGAAUGGGAGACGCCUAUAUCAUAGUGUACUCUGUGACGGACAAGUCCAGCUUUGAAAAGGCUUCAGAGCUACGAAUUCAACUGCGCAGAGCUCGACAGUCAGAGAACAUCCCCAUCAUCCUGGUUGGAAACAAGAGUGACCUGGUGCGCUCCAGAGAAGUGUCGAUGGAUGAGGGCAGUGCAUGUGCCGUAGUGUUUGACUGCAAGUUCAUAGAGACCUCGGCCUCCCUGCAUCACAAUGUCCGUGACCUCUUCGAGGGCAUCGUGCGGCAAAUACGUCUACGCAAGGACAGCAAGGAGGAAAACGCCCGACGCAUGGCCAACUGCAAGCGGCGCGAGAGCAUCAGCAAGAAGGCCAAGCGUUUCCUGGGGCGCAUGGUGGCCCGCAAGAACAAGAAGAUGGCUUUUAGACAGAAGUCCAAAUCUUGUCAUGACCUGUCAGUGCUCUGAAAAACUGGACUGAUAUGCCUUCUCGUACCCAUGACCAGAAGCUGUGUUUUUAAUGCUAAUAUAAGGACUCCAUAGCUGUACAGACAAAUAUUAACAUGUUUUGUAAACUGAAAAAGAGAUCAUAUGAAAAAAGAUUAACAAAAUCAUGUUGAUUAUGAGGCAUUUCAAUGUUGUUUUAUUUAAUUUAUUUAGAUUUUUUAUUUUGUGUGUGUUUUUCGCUGCCUUAACAUGUAUAGUUGUCGAUUUUUAUGCAUGUACAUAGGUGGUAAAUCCACAAAUCACAUUGUUCCCUUUUGAGAGCUAAGGUGAUGCUUGCUCAGAAGCAAAAGACAUAGGUUCUUUUUUUACAUGUGUACCAUAUCUGUACUGAUUAUCAGAUGUGGAAUGCACCUCAGAAGAUGAGCACAAGUAUUUUCUCUUGUUUAAAUGACAUAUGAAAUCAAAUGUUACUUGAAACUGAGUACGCAGGUUCGUAACUCAGCCAAGACACAUAACUAGAAGGUUUGGGUUUCGGGGGGUAGGGCAAGAGGCAAUAUAAUAAGUUUUAAUAUGAGAAAUCUGAAAUGUUCAGUCACUCCGACAUAUGCUCCAUGUGCAAAUGACAUAGAAGCAAUAAAUAAUGUGUUGUGAGCUGUUUUAAAAAUGUUUGAUUUGCACUUACGACAUUGAAUAUUAUUGAGCUGUUAAUUUUGUUACAUGUUUACAUUGGUUUUAUAAUAAAAUUAUAAUUAUG